This is a messenger RNA of Hymenoscyphus albidus, 3361 nucleotides long. The record is from the annotation of a GenBank genome assembly. Lineage: Eukaryota; Fungi; Ascomycota; Leotiomycetes; Helotiales; Helotiaceae.
AUGGUCAGAAUCGAGGAUCAUGAGUAUCUUUGCAACGAGGAAAAGCGUCUUCGCGAGGAUCGCCUGAAGGAGAAGUAUUGGAAGAAAUGGGGUCCGUACGUCGCAGAGCGACAAUGGGCAACCGGUGAGCUUGGCCUCAAUCACUACCCAAGAUUCUUCAGCUAAUUGAACAUCCUCCAGUCCGAGAAGAUUACAGUGCUGAUGGUGAUGCAUGGAGUCGUGAGUACCAUCCAAAAAGCCCAGAUAGCUACCCCGCCAUGAUAUAUUCCUGAUCCAUGCGUACCUAGACUUCACCCACGAUCAUGCGAGAAGCCGUGCUUUUAGAUGGGGAGAAGAUGGUAUCGCAGGUGUAUCAGACACACAUGGCCUCCAGAAUAUUGCCUUUGCUUUCUGGAAUGAGCAGGAGUGAGUGCGAGUCGGGGGAGAUCUAAGGAACAAAACUUGCUGAAUAUUUGAUAGCGAUUUCCUCAAGGAACGGCUCUUUGGACUGUCAAAUCCACAAGGAAAUCAUGGAGAGAGUAUCAAGGAAGCCCAUUUUCACCUGGACAAUACGCCUACAGUAUGCACUCGGGUUGUUUCCGUGCCCGUGGAAUGUGCUAACCUGCUUUGUAGCAUUCAUACAUGAAGAUGCUCUACAAAUAUCCACAGACGAAAUUCCCUUACGAAGAUCUAAUCAAAGAAAAUGCGAGACGUGGAAAAGAGGACCGAGAAUACCAAUUAAUCGAUACAACUGCAUUUGACGAUGAUAAAUACUGGGACAUCGUCAUCGAGACGGCAAAAGAGACAGAGGAUGAAUUAUUAUUCCGAGUCACAGCAUGGAACCGAGGUCCAAAGCCAGCUCCUAUACACAUCAUUCCACAUGUUUGGUUCAGAAACACCUGGGCAUGGGGUCACGAAUCUCCGGACAAAAAGCCCAGUUUGCAUCAAGUAAACAGCUUGGUUGCUCACAGUAAACACCAUAAACUUGGGGAGCGCUAUUUCCAACUUUCUCCUUCUCCUGGCGUUGGACCAAGUGGGACAGACGUAGAGCCAGAACUUAUUUUCACCGAGAACGACACGAACUAUGAGACCUUGUAUGACGGGAAGAACGAACAGCCUUACGUCAAAGACGCUUUUCAUCAGUAUAUUGUGGGAGGCAAGAAGAAGGCAGUUAACCCAAAGAAAACAGGUACUAAAUCUGCGGCGUGGUAUACAUUCAACGAGGGCGGUGGUGUUGCACCAGGCGAGUGUGCUGUAGUACGAUUUAGACUAUCCAAAAAGUAUGAAGAAUACAUGGACGAGGAACUGUUUGAUGACAUUAUCGACAAGCGAAGAGAGGAAGCAGAUGAAUUUUUCUAUCGAAUCAGUCCGCUGCCAAUGGCUGAAGACCUGCGAAAUAUUCAACGACAAGCAUUUGCUGGUAUGAUGUGGACUAAGCAGUAUUAUCACUUUAUCUGGGACCAAUGGGCGAAUGGUGAUCCAGCGCAACCUCCCCCACCACCAGAACGAAAGGCUGUAAGAAAUAGCAAUUGGAAGCAUAUGCAUCUGGAUGAUAUUCUUUCUAUGCCUGAUUCUUGGGAGUAUCCGUUCUUUGCCGCUUGGGAUUCUGCUUUUCAUUGUAUACCUUUGGCUAUGAUCGAUCCAGAUUUCGCCAAGAAGCAAUUGGAUCUGUUCACGAGAGAGUGGUAUAUGCAUCCAAAUGGACAGUUACCAGCAUACGAAUGGAAUUUUGGAGAUGUCAACCCGCCUGUGCAUGCUUGGGCCACUUUCAGAACUUUUAAAAUUGAAAGAAAAUUGUAUGGACGACAGGAUUUGGAUUUCUUGGAAAGGGUCUUUCAGAAAUUGCUCCUCAACUUCACUUGGUGGGUCAACCGAAAGGACGUUGAUGGAAAGAAUGUUUUCGAAGGUGGUUUCUUGGGUCUUGACAACAUUGGAUUGUUCAAUAGAUCAGAGGCGUUGCCCACGGGAGGCGUUCUCGAACAAGCUGACAGUACUGGAUGGAUGGCGUUUUAUUGCUUGUGCAUGUUGAACAUCUCAUUAGAGUUGGCGAAACACCGUCGGAUUUACGAGGAUAUCGCAUCAAAGUUCUUUGAGCACUUUAUGCAUAUUAGUGAUGCAAUGACCUACAAAUCUGGCUCUACAGAGGAGAAGUCACUGUGGAAUGAAGAAGAUGGGUUUUACUACGAUGCCAUCUCUUAUGGUGGACCAUGGACUCAGCAACUUCCAGUCCGAUCCCUGGUCGGACUCAUUCCACUUUAUGCUACACUCACGUUGGAGCCGGAACUUAUCAACAAGUUACCUUCAUUCAAGAAACGAGUCGACUGGUUUAUCGAAAACCGACAUGAUGUCGCGGAAAGAAAUAUGCACAGUAUUCGAAAGAGAGGAAAGGACAACCGAAUCCUGCUUUCGCUUGUAAGCAAGGACCGGUUGGAGAAGAUUUUGAAACGCAUGCUUGAUGAAGAAGAAUUCUUCAGCGAUCAUGGUAUUCGUUCUUUAUCAAAAUUCCAUGACAAAAACCCGUACUCGAUGGAUGUGAACGGACAAGAAUUUAAAGUUGCUUAUGUCCCCGGUGAUUCGGACAGCGGCAUGUUUGGCGGUAACAGCAACUGGAGAGGUCCCAUCUGGCUAUGCGUCAAUUUUCUACUUGUGGAGUCUCUUCAGCGAUUUUACAUGUUUUAUGGACCGUCUUUGCAAGUCGAAUGUCCUACCGGCUCAGGAGAUUUCAUGCAUCUUGGACAUGUCUCGGAAGAGAUUCAACAUCGAUUACAGCACCUCUUCGCUCGAGGAGAUGAUGGACGUAGAGCUAUUAAUGACGGAAAUGAUAUGUUGGAUUUCGAUCCUCAUUGGAGGGAUCAUAUGUGGUUCCAUGAGUUCUUUGAUGGUGAUACUGGGAGAGGGUUAGGUGCUACGCAUCAAUGUGGAUGGACUGGUCUUAUUGCACGAAUGAUCCACGAUACUGGGUAAGUUACUCUAUUUUUACCUUUCCCCCUUGUCUUUAUAUCUAAAUCAAACUUACCAUAACAGCAUCUCAUGCCGCCUCCCUCAAACUCCACGUACCCCAUCAACAGGAAUGAACCACUACUUCGACGAUGUGUUCACCCGACAUAUCAAUCAUCCCAAAGAUGGCGGAAGACCCAGACCGCGUCGGUCCUCCACAGCACGUUCCAUGGGUGCGAGGUCUGACUUUGAUACCUCUGUUGAUGGGGAUGAUGUACGUUCGGUGGUUACGGAAACGGAGGAACAUCGCAAGGAGAGAUUGGCGGCGGAUGAACAUACGGCGCAUUAUGUGAGUGAGCAGUUGAGCCGGGUGAGGAGUAAUCAGAGUGUGGAGUUUGUUGGGGAGGAUGAGUUUGAGGCACAGCUUGAUGGGGUGGAUGGUCAU